Messenger RNA from Capsicum annuum, 2311 nucleotides. Its product is annotated as sugar transporter ERD6-like 6. Gene Ontology annotation, cellular component: membrane. Lineage: Eukaryota; Viridiplantae; Streptophyta; Magnoliopsida; Solanales; Solanaceae. The record is from RefSeq and is a predicted model, not a curated record. Gene Ontology annotation, molecular function: sugar transmembrane transporter activity. Bases 105 to 1562 code for a protein of 485 amino acids. The transcript has 18 exons. Gene Ontology annotation, biological process: transmembrane transport; carbohydrate transport.
UGUCACCGUUAUUUUAGAGUUAGUUGCGAAAUAUGGGGCAUCAACGACUUUAUGAAUAUUUCCCCUUCACCUUCCUUUGAUCUUAAACGGAAACAGAAGGAAGUAUGAGUUUCCGAGAUGAUUCCACCUCCGGCGACGACGGGCUUCGUAAGCCCUUACUCCAUACAGGCAGCUGGUAUCGGAUGGGUUCCCGCCAGUCCAGUAUGAUGGGCUCCUCCGUCCAAAUCCUCCGCGAAUCUAUCUCCAUUUAUCUAUGCGUCCUCAUCGUUGCAUUGGGCCCUAUUCAACUUGGAUUCACCUGUGGAUACUCUAACCCUACCCAGUCCGAUAUCAGCAGCGACCUUGGACUAACAAUUUCAGAGUUCUCGGUCUUUGGAUCUUUAGCAAAUGUUGGUGCAAUGGUUGGUGCAAUCGCAAGUGGUCAAAUAUCAGAAUACAUUGGGCGAAAAGGGACACUAAUGAUUGCGUCUAUUCCUAAUAUCAUUGGAUGGCUUGCUGUUUCAUUUGCCAGUGAUGUCUCAUUUUUGUACAUGGGAAGGUUGUUGGAAGGUUUCGGUGUCGGCAUUAUUUCCUUUGUGGUGCCUGUAUAUAUAGCAGAAAUUUCACCUAAAAACAUGAGGGGAGUCCUUGGAUCCAUUAACCAGCUCUCUGUAACAGUGGGGAUAAUGCUGGUAUAUCUGUUGGGAUUAUUUGUAAGCUGGAGAGUGCUUGCAGUUAUAGGAAUGUUGCCGUGCAUGAUUUUGAUACCUGGUCUAUUUUUUAUUCCUGAAUCGCCUCGUUGGUUGGCUAAAAAUGGGCUGAAUGAAGAUUUUGAAACUUCUUUGCAAGUUCUACGGGGAUUUGACACAGAUAUAUCCUUAGAGGUGAAUGAGAUCAAGAAAUCUGUGAGAUCAUCAACUAAAAAAGUUACCAUUCACUUUUCCGAGCUUAAGAGACGGCGAUAUUACUAUCCUUUGCUGGUAGGUAUUGGACUACUCGCACUUCAGCAACUCAGUGGAGUUAAUGGUGUUUUGUUCUAUUCCAGUAACAUUUUCAAAUCUGCUGGAAUUUCAUCCAACAAAGCUGCAACAUUUGGUAUAGGGGCUAUUCAGGUCAUUGUCACUGGCAUCUCAGCAUUAUUGGUGGACAAGGCGGGACGCAGGCUACUCCUCUUUAUAUCCUCAACUGUAAUGACAGUUAGCAGCUUUCUUGUUGCAAUGGCAUUCUUCCUGAAAGAGUUCACCCCUGAAAAGUGGCAUUCAUUCUUUGCAAUAUUGGCUCUGGUUGGACUUGUGGUUUUGGUGAUGGCAUUUGGCGUAGGAUUGGGAUCCAUACCUUGGAUCAUAAUGUCUGAGAUUCUGCCAGUGAGUAUCAAAAGUCUGGGUGGCAGUGUUGCAACUUUGGCCAAUUGGUUUUCUGCAUGGCUUGUUACAAUGACAGCAAAUUUGCUUUUAACUUGGAAUAAAGGAGGAACAUUUGCUAUCUAUGCACUGGUGUCAGCUUUUACGGUGGUUUUUGUGAGGCUUUGGGUUCCAGAAACCAAAGGGAAAACACUGGAAGAAAUUCAGCAGUCCUUCAAAUGAUACAAAAAGAAAUUGUAGUAAGAUGAUUAAAGGAACAAGUGAUGCAAUACUGAAAACUUGUUUUGUUCCACGUUUAUCAUGUACCACUAUAUAUUGUCUUGUCCAAGAAGUUCUUCUCAUGGAUUGCUAAUGCUAGUGGAGCAAAAAUAUGCAAUUUGCAAUAUAUAUCGAUCUGUAUAUAUUUGUACUAAGACAGCAAUUUCAAAUUCUGAACCCCAAGUUACAUAGUAACUAAUAUUACGGAGAAAAGACGAAGUUUUUUUCUUUUCCAUAGACAAAAAGUUACAUGAUAUUAGAUGGUGAACUCUGUGGUACGUCCUUCACUUCUGAACUUUUUCUGCAUGCAGGGAAGUAAGGAACUGCUUGAGACACUUGUUGUAAACGCAAGGCCGUUCUAGGUGAACCAGAUGGCCAGCCUUGUCUAUGCCAUGAAAUGUAGUCCUUUCACCUAGUUGACUGUCAUCAAGUAGUGCAAAACAGUCAUCAGGUUUAUUCAACUUCUCUGUGGCACUUCUACUAAAUUAUUAAUGCAGUAGUUAAUUUAAAUACAACAACAACGCAGUGUAUUCCUACAAAGUGGGGUAGUUUAAUUUAAAUACACGGUCCAUAUAUCAUAAUAGUGCAUUAACUUGUGUUUAAGUAAGUUACUGAUGUAAGAUCUUGUUUACAUCUCUUGGAGCUAAUCACAUGUUUGUUUGAGUUUAUAAUGUAAGGGCAUGUCAAGCCUGAAAACUUACUGUUUCAUGUUC